UUCUUCAUUGUAGGAACACGAGCACAUAGGGGAUUGAGAGUAUGGAGGCGGAGAGGCGGAACAACGAGAAGUCCGCCGCCAGCGAAGGCGCCAUCCCUCUGGAGGUGUUGGACUGCGCCUUCUGCUACCAUCCCCUCAGGCCUCCUGUCUUCCAGUGUAGGGUCGGGCAUGUGAUAUGUUCAUCUUGCCAUCACAAGCUCCGGAAGAAGGACAAGUGCCAUGUGUGCUCCAUUACCGGAGGCUACAACCGCUGCAUCGCCUUCGACCACAUCCUCGAGUCUAUCAAGACCUCUUGCUCCAACUCCAUCUAUGGGUGCACCGUCAAUACACAGUACUACAAGCAAGAGGAUCAUGAGAAGGCGUGCCCUCAUGCGCCGUGCUUCUGCCCCGAACCCGGUUGCGGCUUUGUAGGCUCAACCACCCAGCUCCAAUGCCAUCUCACCCACGAUCACAUGUUGCCCGCAACUGCAUUCGCGUAUGGAUAUUGUUUCACCCUUGAGAUGCAGGAAGGAAUGCGUGUUCUCCAUAGGAAAGAAGAAGGUGGCCCCCUUUUCCUAGCAAAGUUCACGCCGGUGCCGCCUUUCGGCAAUGCUGUCUCCAUCUUGUGCAUUGAUCCUCAUGCUAUGGUGGGGAAGCAUAAGUUUGAGUGCCAUGUUGAUAUCUACAGCCGCACCAUGGGAUGGAACCAACAUUCAAAUUUCCAGAUCAUAAGCACGGAUCUCUCCAACGGGUUCCCAGGGGAGGAGGCCAGCUACACAUUUAUUGUGCCAAAUAUUUCUUCCAACCCGCACACCACCACCACCCGCCUCCUCAUUCGCCCCCCAAAUAUAACCCGUUCCUAAGUGAUUAGUGUUGGAAAAGUUCGUAGUCAGGGGGUCUUGACAGCAUAUGUGUGGCGGCAGUGAUAUGUUGUGGUGCUACUUGAGAGUUGUAUACUAGUCAUGACUAGUUGGAUGUUUUAUAUAAUCGCCAAUGCUACAGUUAAAUGAAUCUAGAAGUUUGUAAUAAUUUGGUCAUGUGCAUCUUGGGAAGAAGGUUCACUUUUAUCAUAAC
Hordeum vulgare subsp. vulgare (domesticated barley) is the source of this 1053-nucleotide messenger RNA. Its product is annotated as putative E3 ubiquitin-protein ligase SINA-like 6. The record is from RefSeq and is a predicted model, not a curated record. The transcript has 2 exons. Gene Ontology annotation, molecular function: zinc ion binding. NCBI's taxonomy places the organism in Eukaryota, Viridiplantae, Streptophyta, Magnoliopsida, Poales, Poaceae. The coding region runs from base 42 to 842 and encodes 266 amino acids.